AUGGUUCUGAGCAAGCUGCUUCAGCUGUUUGGAGUAGGCAAGAAGAAGAAGAAGAAGGAUUCCAAGAAGAAAGGAAAGUCCAUCAACCCUGUUUCGCAAGGUGCUGCUCCACACUCUACUCUUAAUAUCCUUGCGAGUAACAGUCUCUUGGAUCCAUGUUCAAGUGGGGCUGGUACGGUGCUAUCAGUGCCAAAGGACGAGCCUGAAUGUUCGAGUAAUAUCUCAUCGAUGAUAAAGGAAGGACAUGGAUCUGAAAAUGAGGAUCACAAGUCAUUUAACCAAUUUGAUGUUGUUCAAGAUUACUCUGACCACCACUAUGCAAAGACUUCACCAGGGAAGACCACGAAAGAUUGGGCGAAAGCAAUCCAAAAUGAAUGGAAGCUUCUGCAGAGAGAUCUACCUGAAACUAUUUAUGUUAGAGUUUAUGAAGAUAGGAUUGAUCUUAUUAGGGCUGCCAUUGUUGGGCCUGCUGGAACUCCAUAUCAUGAUGGUCUGUUCUUCUUUGAUGUUUGUUUUCCUCCUGAAUACCCGCGAUGUCCACCGAAAGUUCAUUUCCAUUCGAGUGGGCUUCGGCUUAAUCCAAACUUGUACGAGAGUGGUAAAGUUUGCCUCAGCCUGCUGAACACUUGGUUAGGUUCUGGAUCUGAGAAGUGGGGCAAGUCAAAUUCCACCAUGCUGCAGGUGUUGGUCUCCAUCCAGGGCCUUGUGUUGAAUGAUAAACCAUACUUUAAUGAGCCAGUCAUCUUUAGCUCUAAAGAAAAGCAUUCCCUUGGAUAUAAUCAGACUGCAUUUGUCCUAACCUGCAAGUUGAUGUUGUAUUUACUUCAGAAGCCUCCAAAGCAUUUUGAGACCCUCAUUGUGUGCCAUUUCCAUGAGCGGGAGCGGGCCAUCCUAGAGGCAUGCCGUGCAUAUGGUUCUGGCAUGGUCGUCGGAUCAUCGGUCAAGGAUGGCCGGACUUACCUCCGCAACAAGUGCUUUGCGGGUUUCAAGAAGUCCCUGGAUGCCCAGGCUGAACUUCUCGCGAAGGAGCUAGCCGCAAACAGACUUCGUGAGCUACAACUGAAGAGAGUGGUGCCUGCUGCAGAUAAGACCAUGUCUACCAGCUAG
Molecule: messenger RNA, 1107 nt
Organism: Triticum turgidum subsp. durum (durum wheat)
Lineage: Eukaryota; Viridiplantae; Streptophyta; Magnoliopsida; Poales; Poaceae
Source: the annotation of a GenBank genome assembly